AUGCAGUUCCAGACGGACAAGACCACCGUCUACAUGUCGCAUCCCGCUACGUCCGAGUGUCUGAUCGUUACUACGGUCAACGACGCAGACUUGAGCGGUGAAGACGGCCCCGGCUCCGUUGGCCAUAUUUUUGUGGUGGUGUACAAGCCCAACAGCGGAAUUUGGGCGUUCCAGACGGAUAAGACGGUCGUGCACAUCUCGCAGUCCGAGACGUCGGACUGUCUGUACGUUACGGUCGAGGAUGCUGCCUCGGCCGGUGACGACAAUGGACACAGCGACCACCAUUACGCCUGCAACGGCGAUGGACCCAUCGCGCUCGCCGAUUGA
Molecule: messenger RNA, 327 nt
Organism: Moesziomyces antarcticus
Lineage: Eukaryota; Fungi; Basidiomycota; Ustilaginomycetes; Ustilaginales; Ustilaginaceae
Exons: 2
Coding region: 1-327 (108 amino acids)
Source: RefSeq, a predicted model, not a curated record